ACAUAUAUACCAAACAAAACUAAUCAAGCUCGAACUGACAGUUCAAUCUCGGUUGUAACUGCCAGCUUUCUUUCUCUUCAAGGGUUCUACUCUGUUUUGUUUUCUUGUGGUUAACGUUAAAAAUGAAGAGGAUUUGAGACCGGUCAUAGUCCCAUUGGUGAACAGUUUGAAAUCAAAGAUGGAUUCAGUGAGUCGGUCAGCUGUAACUCCAACUAAGAGUAGGUUGGCACGUACUAUUGCAAAAGUUCUUCAUCUUCGUGCUGCAACAGGUAUUGCCCCGGUUGAUGGGAUUCAGAAAGGUAACUCCCAAGAAUUUCAGAAGGGUAGCUACCAAGAAAUUGGGGUUCAGAAAUCCAAGUCCCAUGAAAUCGGGGUUCAGAAAGCCAGGUCCCAAGAAAUUGGGAUUCAGAAAGUCAAGUCCAAAGAAAAUGAAAAUCAGAAAUUCAAGUCGCAAGAAAUUGGAAUUCAGAAAGUCCAGGAUGGUUGGAAUGCUCCUAAGGUUAGGGUUACUUUGUCUCAAUCAUUUGAGAAGAACAACGACAAGCUACAGGAAAGAGCAGCCUUGGAAGCUCUUCUUGCAAAGCUGUUUGCCAGCAUUUCAUCUGUUAAAGCUGCUUAUGCUGAGCUACAAUAUGCUCAGACUCCAUACGAUGCCGAAGGAAUUCGUGCUGCUGAUCACACAGUAGUUGACGAGUUGAAGAAAUUGUCCGAGUUGAAGAGGUGUUUCCUAAAUAAGCAGUUUGAUCCUUCGCCGGAGACUACUGUAGUGUUGGCUGAGAUUGAGGAACAGAAGAGUGUUCUCAAGACCUAUGAGAUUAUGGGGAAGAAGUUGGAAUCUCAGGUGAGGCUCAAGGACUCUGAAGUAAUAUUUCUUGGUGAGAAGUUGGAGGAAGCCAAUAAACAGAACAAGUUGCUUGAAAAGAGAGUAUACCAGAGUGGGCAGAUAUAUGUGCCUGACAAUAUUCAUUUAUCUGGUUUAAGUCCUAGCCAUUUCAUUACAGUUCUACGGCCCACAGUCAAGUCCAUUCGGAGCUUUGUCAGGACAAUGAUGGAUGAAAUGAAAUCUGCUGGUUGGGACAUUCAUGCAGCAGCUCAUUCAAUUGAUGGUGGUGAAGUUGCUUAUUGGAAAGAAGACCACAAAUGUUUUGCAUUUGAACAUUUUGUUUGCAGGGAAAUGUUUGAUGCUUUCCAAUACCCCAACUUCUCACUUCCAAAUGAGUUCUUGCCGGAUAAAAAGAAACAGCAGCAGCAACUCUUUUUUGAGAGAUUCACGGAACUCAAACCUUGGAAGGCAAAGGAAUAUCUUUUCCGAAAUCCAAAAUCAGCAUUUGCCAAAUUCUGUCGCGUCAAGUACUUACGGCUGAUUCAUCCCAAGAUGGAAACAUCAUUUUCCGGCAAUCUGAAUCAAAGAAACCUUGUGAGUGACGGUGAGUUUCCAAACACUAAUUUCUUUUCUAUAUUUGCGGACAUGGCGAAACGGGUCUGGCUCCUGCAUUUGCUGGCCUUCUCCUUCAAUCCCGAAGCUGCAAUCUUCCAAGUGAGCAAAGGGUGUCGGUUUUCAGAAGUCUACAUGGAAAGUGUGGCGGAGGAAGCCUUCCAAUCAACGGCAUCAGAACCACUAGUGGGAUUCACAGUUGUUCCGGGAUUCAGACUCGGUAAAACAGUCAUUCAAUGCCAAGUUUACCUCACCUCUCAGUUACAGUCCAAUCGAAUAAAACAAAGGUAAAGCCAUUGUUGAUCAUUGGAGGUCAAGUUUGAUUCUCUCGGGUAGUUUUUGGCCCACAACAUAAUCAUUUCACAUUACUGAAGAAGAAAUAGCUUGCCUGGUUCCUGAUUGUGUUGUGGGCACUUCCAAUCCGGUCACCUGGACAUUUUUCUCCGUUUGUUUUUCUUUUUAGUCCAUUUCGAAAAAGGAAAGCGCGUCGACUGUUGUGUUGGAAGUUACCUUUGGAAUCAUUUCAUUGUUUAAUUUCUUCCUCCAAAGACAUCCCACAAUUUUGUUAAUAUUAGGCAAGUGACAGAAGGGAUUGUCUAGCUGUUUUGGAUCACUGUUACCAGACAUGGCAUGUUCUAAUUAUGUAAAUAAUCAUAUAUAUAAGAGGUGCAAUUUAGUUUCCUA
Molecule: messenger RNA, 2119 nt
Organism: Fragaria vesca subsp. vesca
Lineage: Eukaryota; Viridiplantae; Streptophyta; Magnoliopsida; Rosales; Rosaceae
Exons: 3
Coding region: 179-1726 (515 amino acids)
Biological process (GO): response to red or far red light; negative gravitropism
Source: RefSeq, a predicted model, not a curated record